AUGACUCUGAAGAAAUGUCUUGACGUCAAGCGCUUCAAUGCGCAGCGGGCGCCCGGUGAGCCGCCGGCGCUGGUGCCGUACAAUGAGUCCAAGGUCACGCGGCUGCUGCAGCCGGCGCUUGAGGGGCGGCGCCCGCACCAGACCCGCAGUGUGCUGGAUUUUGCCCAGGUCGCCAGUGCUUUGGAUCCGCCUGAGGAGAAUGCCGGGGUGGAUGGGUCGAAGCGGGCCGCUGCACGUGACGCCGGCCCUUCGGCCAAGCGCGUGCGUGCCGAUCUGGGCGGCGCCUAUCGCGAUCCGUCCUCGGUACUCCCCAGUACUCCAGCGACGCCCAGCAGGCGGGCAGCCAAGCCUGUGGUUCCCAGUACACCCACGGGCGAGUGGCGGGCUAUGACACAGGGCGCUCAGUUUGGGUUUUCGCGAACCGACCCGCGAACUGGCAGCGCUGGCGAGACGCGGCAGGAGGCGUGUGGGUUUUUCGUGGCACGGAUUUCCGAGCUGCAGAAUGCCUGGCGGCAGCGGCUAUCCGAGGAGGUGCGGCGCGGCGAGGCCAAGGCAGCACAUAAGCUGGAUAUCCUGUCGCGCGCCGAGGAACUGGAGGACGCAUUGAGCGCAGCCAUUGGGCAGACCGACGCCGCGCAGACUGUCUCGCCACGCACAGCCUUGCGUCGGGCUGUCAGCCGCGCACAGAGCAAGCGGGCCAACAAAGUCACGUCGGUGUCGGCCGGCGAGAGUACUGAGAUCGUCCGCCUGCGCUCGCGCAUCGAUGCGUUGGACGCGCAGUGUGCGGCGCAGCGAGCACAGCUGGACCUGGCCAACCAGGCACGGGCAGCCGAGCGCAUGGCACGUGAUGCGCUCCAGCACGCAUUGCAGGACGCGCGCGCCGACCACGCCCGCCAUCCAGCGCACGUGCAGGAGCCACGGGCGCGGCGGCAGUGGGAGACCCAGGAGCUCCUGCCGGUGCAGGAGCGCCUGCGCCAGCUGAUCAGUGCGCGCCAGGCCGUCACCGACGCCAUGCCCGACGAGCUUCUGCAGCACGCGUGUCGGGAGCGCGACGACGCGUUUGCAUGGUGGUCGCGCGAGCAGGAGCGCAACUCGCAGCUGUCGGCCCAGAACGACGCCCAGGUGCGCGGCAGUGAACUUACAGAUGCGCUGCCGGCAUCGACGGGUCUGGAGACGCAGGUGAGGGCGUCGACGCCCAGCGACAGCGAGGACGGGUCAUUCUGCAAGGUGUCGCUGAAGUCCAUCAACUCCAUUGAGGCCAUCAACGGCGGCAAUCCGCUGGGCGCCCACGCCAUGCCUGAGCCCAAGCCCUCGGCGUUGCAGCGCCAUGUGCCGUCGCGCCAUUUCGCCUCCACCGAGUCCUUUGCCCCAAGCGACCAGUCGAUGCUGAGCAGCCGGUUCGAGCAAAAGGCUAAGCGCGUGGUGAGCCGCGUCUUCCAGCACUUGGCGCCCGAGUCGCGCCGCAACCGCAGCCAUUCCAUUCGUCGCCUUGGCAAUUACUCGGCUGAGGUGCUGUCUUUUGAGGGCGGCCUGCGCACCCUGG
This is a messenger RNA of Linderina pennispora, 1543 nucleotides long. RefSeq lists its product as uncharacterized. The transcript has 7 exons. The record is from RefSeq and is a predicted model, not a curated record. The annotation marks the transcript as partial. NCBI's taxonomy places the organism in Eukaryota, Fungi, Kickxellomycota, Kickxellomycetes, Kickxellales, Kickxellaceae.